AAAGAAAAAAAAACCACACUUUGCGCUGUAUACUCAAAAAGUCAAACGCGCGUUGCAGAAUCGAGUGAAACCUCAAUAACAACACAUCUCUCGCUCUUUUUCUCCAUUGCUGAUUUUAUAGUUUAUUUAUUUUCGUAAUUUCGUUGAAUAUAGUUUUAGAAUGAUCUGGUCUUUUGGGAAACUUUUCGUUUCCCUUUUCUUACUAUUUGCAGCAUUUGCAACAUGUUCUGGAGAGGGCAAUAAAGAAGCAAGAGUUGUUUGCUACUUUAGCAAUUGGGCAAUUUACAGACCGGGAAUUGGUAGUUAUGGAAUUGAUGAUAUUCCAGGUGAAUUAUGUACCCAUGUGAUUUAUUCAUUUAUUGGUGUGAGCAAUGUAACAUGGGAAGUUUUGGUACUCGAUGAGGAUGUUGACAUUGAUAAAACUGGAUUUAGAAACUUUACAAAUCUCAAACACAAAUAUCCCAAUUUAAAAACAGAAGUUGCCGUUGGUGGUUGGGGUGAAGGUGGAAGAAAAUACAGCAAUCUUGUCAGUGUCAAAGCAAGACGCGAUACAUUCAUUCAAAGUGUCGUUGAAUUUAUGAAAAAGUACGAAUUCGAUGGUUUCGAUUUGGAUUGGGAAUAUCCUGCGGCUGCCGAUAGAGGUGGAAAAUUCUCGGAUAAAGAUAAUUUCUUUUAUUUCGUUGAAGAAUUGAGAAGAGCUUUUGAUAAAGAAAAAAAAGGAUGGGAGAUUACAAUGGCAGUGCCUUUGGCGAAAUUCCGUCUUCAAGAAGGUUAUCACGUUCCAGAAAUUUGCGAAAAUGUUGACGCCAUUCAUGUGAUGUCAUAUGAUCUACGAGGAAAUUGGGCUGGUUUUGCGGACGUUCACAGUCCAUUGUACAAAAGACCCAGCGAUCAAUGGGCUUAUGAAAAAUUAAAUGUGCACGAUGGUCUUUUGUUGUGGGAGGAUAUGGGAUGUCCAUCAAAUAAAUUAGUAGUUGGUGUUCCAUUUUAUGGACGUACUUUCACAUUGAGUGCUGGUAACAAAAAUUAUGAAUUAGGAACGUAUAUUAAUAAAGAAGCGGGUGGAGGUGCACCUGGAAAAUAUACUCAGGCCAAAGGAUUUCUCUCUUAUUACGAGAUUUGCACAGAAGUUAAUGAUCCCGAAUCUGGAUGGACCAAAAGAUGGGAUUCGAUAGGAAAAGUUCCUUUCGCCUAUAAAGAUACACAAUGGGUGGGUUACGAAGAUCCAGAGAGUGUUCAAAUUAAAAUGGAUUUCAUCAAAAAGAAGGGCUAUUUGGGGGCAAUGAUUUGGGCCCUUGAUAUGGACGAUUUUAGAGGAAUUUGUGGAAAGCCAAAUACUUUGACACAAAUUUUACAUGAAAACAUGAAAAAUUAUCAAGUACCCAAACCCACUAAAGAACUUCCAUCAAGGCCUGAAUGGUCGAGACCACCGAGUACAACUCCUGGUCCGGGAUACGUAAAGCCUUCAACACCAAAACCUAUAGUAACAAGACCCCAAUCAACAACUCCAUUAAGGGAAAUUGAGGAAACAACUCCUCGACCAAGUUGGCCUGGGAAACCCGAUUCACCUCCAAAACCUAUUGAUGAAAUUGAUGACGAUUCCAAUGAAAUUAAAUGUGGCGACCAGGACUAUAUGCCAUCUAAAGAUUGUACUUUAUACUACAGAUGCGUUUAUGGAAAACCUCUGAAAUUCCAAUGUCGAGAUGGACUUGUAUACAAUCCGGAAACAUUUAUCUGUGAUUGGGCUCAAAAUGUUCAUCGUGAUGAUUGUAAAAUGUGAACAUUAAAAACCAAAUGAAAUUCUCAAUUUGAAAGAAAAUUUAUUAUAUAGAAUCUCUGGUCGAGUAUUACAGAGAAAGAGAGAGAGAAAAAAAAGAAAAAGAGUGAAAGAAAUUAAAUGUGUGUGCGAAAAAGAGAGAAUUAAAUAUUGUUAGUUAUGCAAAUUUUUGAUUUUCAUAUAGAAGAAAAUGAACUGAAUGCGCUUUUUUUAAUUUAAAAAAAAAAAAAAAUUAAGAUAUUUUCAAUUUAAAAAAAAAUGUUUAAUAUUUUUAUUUCACUUUUAAAAAAAAAUGAUAGUCAAGAGGAAAAAAGGAAGAAUGAAAAAAAAUUUAAUUAUUAUUUCCGAUUUUUAAAUGAAAUAUUUUUGAAAAUUGAUCACAAAAGAAAAUCUUCCCUUCUGACCUUUUUUUAGUAACUUAGCCAUAAUUAUAGCGUUUUUAAGAUAUAUUUUUAAUUAUUUUAAUAAAAGGCAUUGUCCUAUCACUUA
Molecule: messenger RNA, 2266 nt
Organism: Leptopilina boulardi
Lineage: Eukaryota; Metazoa; Arthropoda; Insecta; Hymenoptera; Figitidae
Product: endochitinase
Exons: 10
Coding region: 161-1780 (539 amino acids)
Biological process (GO): chitin catabolic process; carbohydrate metabolic process
Cellular component (GO): extracellular region
Molecular function (GO): chitinase activity; chitin binding
Source: RefSeq, a predicted model, not a curated record